Messenger RNA from Microthlaspi erraticum, 855 nucleotides. The record is from the annotation of a GenBank genome assembly. NCBI's taxonomy places the organism in Eukaryota, Viridiplantae, Streptophyta, Magnoliopsida, Brassicales, Brassicaceae.
AUGAAGACUCCUAAUUAUGGCCGCUGGUCGGAGCUACCUAUGGACAUGUUGGGAUCUGUGUUGGAAAGUUUGAGUAUUAGGGAUUUCCACCGGGCUAAGAUGGUGUGUUCGAAUUGGUACUUGUGUUCCAAGCAAAUGUGGCGGCCAAAAUACGGAUCUCCGUUGCUGAUGUUGUCUCCAGAAGAGGAUCGUUGUCGUAUGUACAGCCCAGGGGAUGAUAGGGUUUACGAGACGAAGAAGAGUGAUUUUUCAGGGUAUCGAUUCCUGGGAAGCUCGGGUACGUGGUUCCUGGCGGUAGAUUCACGUUUGAAACUCUCUAUUAUAGAUGUUUUUAGCGACGAGAGGAUCGAUCUUCCACCUCUGGAGUCCAUCAAGGAUGGCCGUUUUAGUGUGGAGCGAGUAGGAGAUAAGGGAUUCACGGUUACUCUACUUAAGACCGGUUUCUCUUCUGUGAGGAUUAAUGUAACUGUCGAACAUAUGAUAGGUGUUUUGUGGGUAGACGACAAGAAUAGAGACUACGUCGUUGUGUGGCAAUUUGAACGUGACCGAUUUUUAAGGUUUUGCAAGAAAGGGGAUGAUCAUUACCGUCACAUUAACACACUAGUCGAUCUUCGCUCGGAGUUACGAGGCGGAUACGAUAUGGUACUCAAAGGUUACAUGCUUUACUUCUUUGCGAACGGUGACUACAUUCAACACCUGGAUUUGUCUGGAGAAGAUGGUUUCAAGGAUUUGUCCGAGAACCAUAGGUUUCCGAGGAGAGUGUCAGAUCUGAGUUUUAGGGAUGAGUAUGAAACACUCAGAGCAAUUAAGGUCAUCUCAGGUAGCUAUAACAUGGCUGUUACUACAUCAGGAUAA